Molecule: messenger RNA, 273 nt
Organism: Guillardia theta CCMP2712
Lineage: Eukaryota; Cryptophyceae; Pyrenomonadales; Geminigeraceae
Exons: 1
Coding region: 1-273 (90 amino acids)
Source: RefSeq, a predicted model, not a curated record
AUGGACAACAUAGUCAUCUCCGAAGGCAAGCAGACGAAGGAGAAGAUUAAGCGACACUUGGAAAAUCUCGAUAGCAAGGUGGAGGCGUUGGAUGUGUUUGCCGAUCUCACCUCCAAGAGGAUGCAGACCAUGAACAUACACAAGGAAAUGAUGCAUCUGAGCUCCGUCCUGAGCGGUGUGGUGAUGGCCUUGAGCAAUGGCAUGGGAGGGUUUACAUCCCCGGAAAACUACCAGGCGGAUGGCAAGAGCAUCAGCUCAUAUAGUUUAGUUUAG